CAACAAAACAAGAAACCCAACACACACAAACACAAAAUCACAAUGGCCUUAGUAAUGAAAUAUAUAAACAUCAUGAACAGAUAUAUGGACUCACAUGGCGAUCCCAGAACGAAGGAUUGGCCAAUGAUGUCAUCACCAUUUCCCACAUUAGCUGUAUGUCUCACAUAUGUCUACUUAGUCAAGGUCUUAGGUCCACGAUGGAUGGAAAAUCGCAAACCAUUCCGUUUACAAAACACAUUAAUUGUCUAUAAUGCAGCACAGGUGAUAUUUAGUGCGUGGAUAUUCUAUGAGAUUGGUAUUUCCGGUUGGCUGACAGGACACUAUAGCUUCCGAUGUCAGCCGGUUGAGUAUAAUAAUAACCCUAGAACGAUAAGGAUGGUCCAUGCUUGUUGGUGGUAUUAUUUCUCGAAAUUCACAGAGUUCAUGGAUACGAUAUUCUUUGUUUUGCGCAAAAAAGAAAGUCAAAUCACCACUCUGCACGUUAUCCAUCACGGUUGUAUGCCCAUGUCCGUUUGGUUCGGUGUUAAAUUCACACCCGGCGGCCACAGUACCUUCUUCGGUUUGCUCAAUACCUUCGUACACAUUAUUAUGUACACCUAUUAUAUGUUCUCGGCCAUGGGUCCCAAAUUCCAGAAAUAUUUGUGGUGGAAGAAAUAUUUGACAACUUUGCAAAUGGUGCAAUUCAUUUUGAUCAUGGUCCAUGCCUUCCAAUUGUUGUUCAUUGAAUGUAAUUAUCCCAAAGCCUUUGUCUGGUGGAUCGGUAUGCAUGCCGUUAUGUUCUUCUUCUUGUUCAAUGAAUUCUACAAACAAGCCUACAAAGGACGUAAAUCGCAAUACAAGAAUUUAUUAAUGUUCUGUUUGCAGCGUCCCGAAAAAUUCCAGAAGGAAGAUGCCCCCCUCUUGGCCAACGGCCAUGCCAAUGGCGAUUGUCAGACAACGGAAAAGAAGCUCUUGAAUGGACAUGCCAAUGGCAAACUUCUGGCCAAUGGCAGCAGUGCGAAAUCCUCAAAUGGCUACACCAGCAGCAAUGGUUACAAGAAUGGCGCCGUGCUGGCCAAUGGCGUCAACGGUCACACAACAGAGCUGACGCAGCGGAAGGUGAAAUAAUACAAGGCCAAAAAUGGCAAACGUAAAAUGCUAAAAAAGA
Musca vetustissima is the source of this 1147-nucleotide messenger RNA. RefSeq names its product elongation of very long chain fatty acids protein AAEL008004. The coding region runs from base 43 to 1107 and encodes 354 amino acids. NCBI's taxonomy places the organism in Eukaryota, Metazoa, Arthropoda, Insecta, Diptera, Muscidae. Gene Ontology annotation, cellular component: endoplasmic reticulum membrane. The record is from RefSeq and is a predicted model, not a curated record. The transcript has 8 exons. Gene Ontology annotation, molecular function: fatty acid elongase activity. Gene Ontology annotation, biological process: fatty acid elongation, polyunsaturated fatty acid; fatty acid elongation, monounsaturated fatty acid; very long-chain fatty acid biosynthetic process.